CACAGGCUCUGCUUGCCUGUGGUGCUGGGAGGAGAUGGACAAGUACCUGGAGCUGCCCACUGGUGGGAGGAUGCCCAUCCUGGGACUGGGGACCUGGCAGUCUCUGCAGGGAGCAGCGAGGGAGGCAGUGGGGUUUGCCAUCGACGCUGGGUACCGCCACCUGGACUGUGCCUACAUGUACCAGAACGAGAGCGACAUCGGCGACGCUCUGCGACAGAAAAUCCAGGAGGGCGUCGUCAGGAGAGAGGAGCUCUUCAUUGUCAGCAAGCUGUGGUCCACCUUCCACGAGAGGUCCCUGGUGAAGGAGGCGUGCCAGAAAACACUUGCUGCCCUCCAGCUGGAGUAUUUGGAUCUCUACCUGAUGCACUGUCCCAUGGGAUUCAAGGCAGGAGAGGAGUUAUUUCCUGCAGAUGGAAAUGGCAGGAUCAUUCCCAGCGAUACAGAUUUUCUGGAUACGUGGGAGGCUAUGGAAGAGCUCGUGGACAUGGGAAUGGUGAAGGCUAUUGGAGUCUCCAACUUCAACUGCAAACAGAUCCAUCGGCUCCUGAGCAAACCAGGCUUAAGACACAAACCUGCAAAUAAUCAGAUUGAGAGCCACCCCUAUCUUCCUCAGGAAGAGCUGAUUAAGUUUUGCCAAUCGAAAGGGAUCCCUGUCACUGCAUAUUGUCCCCUUGGAGCACCCAACUGGCCAAGGGCCAAGCCUGACCAUAUUUCACUUUUUGAUGAUCCUCAAAUUAAGGAAAUUGCACUCAAGCACAAGAAAACCCCAGCUCAGGUGCUUAUCCGGCUCCAAAUUCAAAGAAAUGUCAGUGUAAUUCCCAAAUCUGUCACUCCACAGCGGAUUGAAGAAAAUUUUAAGGUGUUUGACUUUGAACUGACUCAGGAGGAGAUGGAGACCCUCCUCAGUUUCAAGAAGCGCUAUCGCAUCUGUGCGCUGAGCGAAUGCAAAAAUCACAAGGACUAUCCUUUUUUUGAAGACUGAUACAGGCAUCAGCUUCAGAUCCUCCAGGGAUCCAGACCAGCUACUGUUACUUCAAGCAAUAUUCAAUGCUUUGUGUAUUAAUUAAUGAUAGAAGGGGAAAAUGUAUUAAAAAAAUGGGAGAAGGUAACUCACAGGCAUUCUGAAGAUUCAUCUUUGAGCACAGAUAUAUUUGCUUCCCUUUUUAUCAACCACUUGUACCAGUCCUUUAUCUGCUCUUCUAACACAAUUUUCAGUUGCAGCAAAACAUAAAUUCUCUAGUAAUUUUAGUAAUGACAAAGAAGUUUAAUAAACCCAUAUAUUUGGAUUAGGAAAAA
Ficedula albicollis (Collared flycatcher) is the source of this 1296-nucleotide messenger RNA. Its product is annotated as aldose reductase-like. Gene Ontology annotation, molecular function: aldose reductase (NADPH) activity. NCBI's taxonomy places the organism in Eukaryota, Metazoa, Chordata, Aves, Passeriformes, Muscicapidae. The record is from RefSeq and is a predicted model, not a curated record. Bases 35 to 982 code for a protein of 315 amino acids. The transcript is spliced from 10 exons. Gene Ontology annotation, cellular component: cytosol.